Molecule: messenger RNA, 4058 nt
Organism: Mercenaria mercenaria
Lineage: Eukaryota; Metazoa; Mollusca; Bivalvia; Venerida; Veneridae
Product: double zinc ribbon and ankyrin repeat-containing protein 1-like
Exons: 21
Coding region: 115-2415 (766 amino acids)
Molecular function (GO): protein binding
Source: RefSeq, a predicted model, not a curated record
GUUACAUUUCGCGGGGGUUGCUAUGCAGGUGCCCGAACACAUCUGUCAAAUUGGAAAAUAAAUUUCUUCCAGGGAUUUUUUUAGCAGGCUUUGUUUGAACCUUAGUCCAUCAAGAUGACGGCUGGUUCCAUUGCUGUGCCUACCAUUGUUCCCCUAAGGCCGCCAAUACCUGGGAAACCAAAAUCCUCAAUAGAUUCUAACACAAAGAUUGAAUUGAGCACAGAAAGCAAUGGUGCUCGAAUCUACUACACAAUCAAUGGGACAAAGCCAGAUCCCUUCCCGAAAGUGGGUCAGACCAAAUAUACGAUGGAAUACCAGGGGCCAUUUACCUUGCCGGCUGGAAAACAGACAUUAAAAGCAGUGGCAGUUUCAGCAGAUGGUAUGAGGGAGUCCAACAUUGUAACAAAGGUGUUUGAGGUAGACUACGUUGCCCAGCCAGCGCUACCUCCGGAGGAUGAUGAUCUAGAGUUCAGAGAUGAUCUAGAAAAAGAGAAAACUAUGUUAAAUGUAAAGAGAGCCCAGAAGAACUUGAUGAUGUCAUCCAGGUCAGCCUGGACAGAUGUUUCAACUGCUAGAAAUAUGACAAAUAGAAUGUCAGAUAUGGAUAUCAAGGGGAACAACUACAGACAACCAGGCACUGGUACCCGGUUUUUGAAUUCUAGGCAAGACAGGUCACCAGACAGAGGCUAUCCAUUGUCUGGAUGUACUGACCGUUCCUCCAGCCCACACAGACAUCGUCAUCUACCGGACAACACAACACAAGCCAUGAGAUUACAGAGAGAGACCGAUUUCCUCAAGUGUGUGUAUUGCUUCGCAGACCGUCCCUCGGAUCCAUAUGCAAGGUUCUGUAAUACAUGUGGUAAUUCUGUACCUGCAAUACCACAGACCAGAAUUCCUCCCCCAGAACCUGGUCAGAUGGGUACCUGCGUAUACUGCAAGACCUUGGUGCCAUUCAACACAUCUACCUGUGUUGUGUGUGAAGGUCCAAUCCCAAACCAGAACCAGCCGCAGGCCAGCAUCAGACUAUCAGAGAAGGUCGUGUGCACUCUCUGUGGAACUGGAAAUCCUGCUAACCUGUCUCAGUGCAUCACCUGUGAUACCAGACUACCAUCAACAGCUCAAAUGAAGCCAGCAUAUAUUGGUCAGUCAGCCCCACCCAUCACUGGUCUAGACAAGAAAUAUUUGAAAUGUACAAAAUGUAACCGAGUGAACAGAGGGGAGGCGAGAUUCUGUGACUGGUGUGGAGCCAAGGUCAUCGAGAAACUAUUAAAGCCAGCAGUGACAACAACAGCUUUAACAUGUUCUAAGUGUCGAGCCAAUAACCAUCCAUAUGCUACAUUCUGUGGUUCCUGUGGUGUCAAGAUUGAGGCCCCAUACAGGGUUGAUGAAUUAAAUGGCUUCAACAGGGAGGCACAGUGGUUACCAGUUAGUACCCCACUUGGAGCCCCACCCAGGCCAUCUAACACAAUAGCCACACAGACAGUUGGGUUGUUCUACCCCUCAACACGGGGUAUGGAGAAGGAGAAAGAGAAGGAGGAAGAUAAACUUGCCUACGAGAGACAGAUGAGGGAUAGGAGACCUCUGUUAACAGCUGUCAGUCCUGGCAAAGGUUACUGGCGUAAACAGGUAGAACAUGUCUGUCAGCAUAUAAAAGCUCAUGCACAGAAUGAUGCUGAAUUCAGAGCAUUGAUUGGAGAACCUAAAAUGGGAAAGUUGUUGACAUCAACAGUACAGGAGGAUGGUUAUGAACUCAGUUUGACUGUGACAUUUGCCUUGAGAGGUGGUAAAGAUAAAUUUGCUGGGAAGAAGUUGGGCAUUACAGGAGAUUAUCUCAGUUUCCAUACAGAACAGGACAAUAUGACCACAUACAGAUCAGACUCGGAUGAUUAUGAAGAGAUAAUUGAAGAUUCUCCAAAGAAAGUAGGCAAGAAAAUCAUCAAGAAGAAGAAACCAGUGAAGAGAGUUUCAAAACAGGACCAGUUACUACUGAAAGAAGUAGGACCAUCAGGGGAAGGAGAUCCUACUGAAGUUCAACAACUUAUUGAUGAGGGUUCAGAUCCAAACUGUGUGAAUAAGAAUAACAUUCCAGUUUUACAUAUAGCAGCAAAGAAUAAAUGGGCAGACUGUAUAUCUGUACUUGUAAAUGGUGGAGCUGACAUUGAUAAGAAAGGACCUUCUACAAUUAAGGGUAAUACAGCACUCCAUGAAGCUGUUAAUGUGGGACCCGCAAAUGGAAAGGUUGUUGAGGCACUGUUAAGUAAUGGUGCCAAUCAGAACAUUAAGAAUGACAAAGGAGAGUCGCCAUAUGACCUUGCAGUGAAAGGAGGUUACGAAAAUAUUGUGAAGAAAUUUGCUGCAGCUCUAGGACAAUCGCAGUUAGAUAAAAUGAUACGCCCUAAAAAUAAAGGCUAUUGAAAUGGGAUGUAGAUAGAAUCUAGAUGUAGAAAAACACUGCCAUACUAACUAGGUGAACUUGACAAUGUGAAGAAUGUACAAGAGAAUAGUUGGAGGACAAGAUGAUUUGAAAAGGGAUGUAAUGUUGAUAUUAUAAUGAAAGAAAGAUUAGUGCCAUUCCUCAUUAUCUGGAAGCGCAUUUCAAAGUACUAUUCAAGUGGGAUUAGGAACAUUCAUACAUUAGAUAAAAUAUUACUUGUAUGAAUAUUAGCUUAGCAUUGCAGAAUUAUGUAUACUUGCUUAGUAAAUAUGAGGUGUUCAUACUAGAAAGAAGAUGUAGUAUACAUGGAAAUGCAUCGUUAUUCUUUGUAAGAAUGUAUCAAAUUGAACUACUGUAGCCUUUGUUGAAGUAUUCUGUUGUGCUUGCAUUGAAGAGUUUUCAUUCUCAUAUAGGCAAAAACAAAAAUAUUGCAUACAAAAAACAUGUACAUUCUUUAGGGUGCAUAUCCUCGACCCUCUUGGUUGUUAUUGUUUUUUUUUUUGCUUCACAUUAACAGGUUUGGCUACAUAACUAAUAAAUGUAGAUUUUUUUUUUUAGAAAUAAUCUAAAAGUAAUCUUUUUAAAGAGAAACAUGAAAUAAACGUUACAGGUUAUUAAUGAUAGUGGUGAACAUUGAUGACUGAAUAUAAUGGUACAUGUUUAUAUAAAAAACAUGUAGUUAAAUUGGUUUUGCUCAUAAUGCAGAAGUUUUGGAAAAUUCAUUGAUGCCUUUAAUGUUUUUAUGAUUGUGUUUUAUACAAAGAUAAUGUACAUGGAAAUUAUUAGUUUAUAUAUGCUAUAGACUAGCCACUAGACUGAUAAUAAAUAUAUUUCUACAUUUUUCCCCUUUUUUGUCGAAUUCAGUUUCACAGAGACAAAAGCCAGUCUGUUUUUCACAGAGGAAUGAUGUUAAAAUUAUCAGACUAUGUAGUGGACAUAGGAUAUGGACUGGCUUGGUUCACUACAUUCAAUAAUAAAAAUGUAAAAAGAUGUAUGAUAGUCUAGGAGCUAGUCUAUAUAUGAUAAUAAGUUUAUGCUAUCUACACACAUUUCUGAAAAACAAUUUACUCAAUAUCUGAAUGUGUUUCUUUCAAUAGUAGUUUAUCAUGUUGUACAGGUAAUAAUGGAUUAAUAUUAGAGAAAAUAGUGCUAUUUUCCAUUGUAUUUUCUUUAAAAAGUAGAAUAUAUAGAAAAAAUACCCUUUUAGAAAAAUUUUGAAUGAAUGUGUUUUAUUAUAACUUUGUAAAUGCUCAGUCAAGGAAUUUUCAUUUUUUUUUCUAAUUUAGAAUUAAUUAUGUGUUGUUUUUUUCUCAGAAGAAAGAUUUUUUUUUAUGUAGUCUGUGUACAGUUUAGUUAUCUGUGAUAAGAUAGUGUGUAGAGCCAGAUAUAAUUGUCUUCUUAGAUUAGACAGAAUGUAAAUAUUCCAAUAAAAAUGGUCAUUUCUUGUAUUUUUUGGCUUUGAAAUAAGGCCUAUUUUCUAAGAUGUCUUACAGUUUCAAAACAAGUAAAGUGUCAGCAGUAUCUGGUUAUAUUUGUUAAUGUGUAUGAGUAGCGUUAUUUAUUAUUGCAUUAUGGUACAAGUGUAUAUUAAUAGCUCAUAGAAAUAAUAAAAUUUGUAAAUACA